This is a messenger RNA of Melitaea cinxia (Glanville fritillary), 759 nucleotides long. RefSeq names its product E3 SUMO-protein ligase NSE2-like. Gene Ontology annotation, cellular component: Smc5-Smc6 complex; nucleus. The record is from RefSeq and is a predicted model, not a curated record. Gene Ontology annotation, molecular function: SUMO ligase activity; zinc ion binding. NCBI's taxonomy places the organism in Eukaryota, Metazoa, Arthropoda, Insecta, Lepidoptera, Nymphalidae. The coding region runs from base 123 to 758 and encodes 211 amino acids. The transcript has 5 exons. Gene Ontology annotation, biological process: double-strand break repair via homologous recombination; protein sumoylation.
GUAAGAACUUCAAACUUCAAAUCUUCAAUUCAAAGUUAGCACUUCAAAUUGUAUCAUCAGUUUUUUAAUAUAUUUAUAUUAAAUUUAUUCAGAAGGAAUACAAAACUGUUUUAUUAUAAAAAAUGGACGACUUCGAACUUGAUCUUGCUCACCUGACUCAAUUACGGCGAGAAUGCAUUGAUAACUUGUAUUUGAGUGCCGAAAAUGUAAAAAAGUAUUUAGACAAUGACAAAGAUGAUCAAAUAAAUGUAUUAAAAACUUGUCUACAAGACUACAUUGUAUCAGAAGCAAUACAAGAGAAUGACACUGAAGCCUUGAAUAGCGUUACAGAAGUCAUUGAUUCAUCAAAUAUAGAUGAACUUGAAAAUGAGUUUUCACAAUUGAGUAGAAAUAUAAGAGUUAAUGUGGACAGAGACCCACGAAUGUGUGAAUUUAGGAAAAAAACUCAUUUAAAUGGCAAGGCAGUUGCACAAAAUCUAAAUGAAUCAGAUAUAGCGAUAACAGGAGCAGAUGACAGAUGUGUAGAUCCUAUAACUAUGAGGCCCAUUCAGGAUCCAAUAAGGAAUACAAGAUGCGGUCACAUCUAUGAACGCCAAGCCAUCCUCCAACACAUAAACCGUAAGGAUAGGGCCAGGUGUCCAGUUGCUGGAUGCAGGGAUCAAGAGCCAUUACAAGAAGAAAAUCUUGUAUCAAAUGCAGAAUAUAUGCCACAGAUUUUUGAGGACGAGUCAAAUAUAGAAUUAAGUCAGGAAUACUAGA